This is a messenger RNA of Papaver somniferum (opium poppy), 1275 nucleotides long. RefSeq names its product putative disease resistance protein RGA3. Gene Ontology annotation, molecular function: ADP binding. Lineage: Eukaryota; Viridiplantae; Streptophyta; Magnoliopsida; Ranunculales; Papaveraceae. The record is from RefSeq and is a predicted model, not a curated record. The transcript has 3 exons. Gene Ontology annotation, biological process: defense response to other organism. Bases 1 to 1275 code for a protein of 424 amino acids.
AUGGAAAGGUUACUCGUUUCUGGCGCAACUGAAUUAGUGAGAAAUUUGGGUUCUGUUGUUACUCAACAGAUCGGCAUGGCUUGGGGAGUCAAAGAUGAGUUGGAAAUACUUGAAAGAACUUUGGAGACGAUAGCAGCUGUAACAACGGAUGCUGAGAAGCAGCAAGAGGAAUUUGAUUUGGUGAGACUUUGGUUAAAAAGGCUCAAGGAUGUCGUGUAUGAUGCUGAUGAUGUUAUGGGCGAGUUUUCUUAUGAAGCCAUGCAUCGAUCUAAACUGUGUGGCACGAGAAAUAAGUUUCAAAUUUUUACACCAGAUAGUUACACUCGUGAUCGCAAUUCUGUGCAACAAAACCGACUAAUUACAUCCUUUGUAGAUGAAUCAAGUGUCCUAGGAAGAGAUAAUGAUAAGGUAACCAUAAUAAAUAUGUUAAUUUCAUCUUUGGAAUCAUCAUCAUCAUUGUCCAUGAAAUUUUCUGUCGUCUCCGUAGUGGGUAUGGGUGGAAUUGGAAAAACUACACUUGCUCAAAUGGUCUACAAAGAUAACUUAAUAAAAAGUUUCUUUGAUAUAAGAGUUUGGGUCUGUGUGUCUGAUGACUUUAACAUCAAGAAGAUUUUAGUGAAAAUAAUUGAGUCAGUCACCAGUAAGAAGUGUGAUGAUAUAUCAAAUGACAUGGUCUUGUUUAGUAAGGUUCGAGAAGAGUUGAACAACAAAAAAUAUUUACUAGUACUCGACGAUAUGUGGAAUGAGGAUGCAGAGGAUUGGGAUAAACUCAAGGGUUUGCUUAGUGUAGGUGAUCAUGGAAGUAAAGUCUUAAUCACUACUCGUAGCAAUGUGGUUGCGUCAGUUGUCCGAGAUAUUACCUCACCUUACAUCCUAAAAGAGUUAACAGAUUAUGAUUGGGUCAUUCAGAAGGAAAUUCUAGUUCGGUUGUGGAUAGCUGAGGGUUUCAUUUAUCCAUCUCAUGGUGGGAGUCGAAUAUCGCUCGAAGAUGCUGGCGAUGAUUAUUUCCAUAGUUUGCUGGCCAAUUCAUUUUUCCAAGAUGUGGCAAAGAAUGAGUUGGGCGACAUCGAAACAUGCAAGAUGCAUGAUUUGGUGCAUGAUCUUGCGGAGAGUGUCAAUGGUGUUCACGGUAUCAAGACUGUGAAUUCCAGCGAAAUGGAAUCUAUUUCUGAAUUUCGUCGUUUGCAUUUAGUUUUAGAUAAAAAAAAAUUCAGUAACAUUUUCAAAAGAACUCUUGGAAAGAAUAAAAAGAUUGAGGUCCGUUUUUUCACUUGA